AUGUUUAUAAUCACGAGGCUUUCUCAGCAUGUUUUGUUAGGAGUGAAUGACCUCCUAAUCGAUAUUAAAGAUCCCACGGCACUACAGGACGGCGACAUACUUCAAGUCAGCGUACAUGCGAGUCGCCGUGAUCCCGACGUGGUGAACUUCGGUUUCUCUACGCAAUUGAUUUUCCGCGGCAAAGAAAAAACCUAUAAGGUACUGCCGCCGAGACCUGGGGUAGCUAGCGUCGACCCUCUCUGUCGCGACUUGUCUACAAAGGUUGCUGUCAUCGUCAAAAAAAGAUCGCACGGCUCUCAAAGGCCCGGACCACCGGCCGAGGCUGACGCCUUGAGCCGUUUGUGGAAAGGUGUCACAACGAAGGAUCCUGCGCGACUACCACUGAUUGUGGGCUUAUACGAUAAGUGGUGGGAUGAAAAGGCUCAUUAUGUUGUUACUCGUGUUGACAAGUACGUUGGCAAUAUAAAAGGACUGGUCUCUUACAGGGAGCUUUUCGAUGAAGUUGGCCUGAUGGAGUCAUUCGUGCGCGGCAUCGCUCGUCAAGUGCUCCAGGCGUUGCGCUUCAUUCACGCUCGGGGAGAGAUUCACUGUGGUCUAAGACCAAGCAGCAUCCAGCUCUUUAGGUCCGAAGAGCUCAAGGACGAGAUCAAAGCCAUCGUCGCUGACUUCGAGCACUGUGUACCUGCGUCGGCUUCUGAGCGACAGAAUUCAGUGGAGAUAGCCUUGUCGGGACGUCUCGAGUACACCGCUCCUGAGAUACACUGCUCGCCGCGAGCCGACAUCUGGGCUUUCGGUGCCAUCAUUUUUUUCGCGCUCGCCGGCGUCAAAGCUUUCGAUGAAGCAGAUGCUCCCGACAUGCUUGAAAAGGCUGAAAGUGGGCAUCACUGGAGUACGUUAAUGACUCGGAGACCGGGAUUGAGCGCCGAUGCGCUAAGCUUUUUGAAGCAAUGUCUAACCGUCGACGUCGCAGCCCGCCCAACGGCCGCGGAAAUGCUCGAUCAUCCAUGGUUGAGCUCCUCUGAAGGCGGCGCUUUCACACCGGCUUCACAUCCGACCCCGUCACAAGCCGAGUCACAGGCGUCUCCCCCGGACGGUGCCCUCCCCGGAGACGUCAUCACACCAAGACAACAGGCGCUGCUGGUAGCCAUAGGUGACAACGUGCACCAACUUGUGGAGGAGGAAAGUCGCCGAGCAGAAAAGAGAUCGCGUAGCGUUGACUCGGCUCUCGGCACGUCGAAACGGCCUCGUUCGGAAAGCUACGCUGCAGGUAGUUGGUUAUCACUGUCAGGCCUUUUUGGGCGUGGGCCGAGCGCUUAG
Molecule: messenger RNA, 1317 nt
Organism: Peniophora sp. CBMAI 1063
Lineage: Eukaryota; Fungi; Basidiomycota; Agaricomycetes; Russulales; Peniophoraceae
Source: the annotation of a GenBank genome assembly